AUGUUCUUCAGCAAUCAAGAAAACACACAAAGUAAUAAAUAAAAUGUCCCUUUAACAAAUAAAUCAUUCAAUUAUUAACUAAUAAAAAAUAAUUCAGUUAAAUAAGAUUAAAUUUGUUAUGCAAUAGCUAUUAAUAAAGAUGUUUCAAUUGUUUUAGUUGCAUGUAGUAAGGAUAUUAAAGUAUUUGAAUUCCAAAAGGAAGUGUUGAAACAAACUUAACUUUUGAUUGAUCAUUAAGAUUAUGUAAACACUUUAAACUUUAUGAAUAAAUCUAAUCGAUUUAUAUCUGGAAGUAGUGAUAAGUAAAUUAUAAUAUGGGUACAGAAUUAAAACAAUUAAUGGGUUUUUUAAGAGAAAUUAACUGGACAUACUAAUCAAAUAAGAUGUUUAGUGUUAAAUAAUAAUGAUGAUUAGAUCAUUUCAGGUAGUUCUGAUAAUACGAUUAAAUUUUGGAUGAAAAAAUAGAAUGAAUGGUUUUGUUCAUAAACUAUUGCAGAACAUACUUAAUAAUUACUAGCAUUAAGUUUGAAUGAUCAAUAAAAUAAAGUGAUUUCAUGUGGUUGGGAUGCAUUAAUAUUAAUAAUAAAAUAAUCAUAAUAGGAUUCCAAAUGGAUGAUAAUCUAAAAGAUAAAGGUUGAAUAAUAUGGUUGUCGUAUAUGCUUUAUAGAUGAUAACAUAUUCACAUUCUAACCAUUUAGCGAAUAUUAUAUGCAUAUAUAUGAAAUGAAUAAAACUAAUGAACAGUAUUCAAAGGUAAAGCAUAUUGAUCUUAAAGGUGGUUAUGAUUAAUGGUAUUUUCCAUAAUAGUAUGUAAAAUCAAAAUGUAUUCUUGUAAAUGAAAAUAAAAGUUGUGUAUAUUUGAUAAGGAAAAUUGGAGAUUGCGAAUUUAAAAUAGAAUAAACAAUUUAAUUUAAAGAUAAUAGUCAAAUUUAUGGAUAAAUGAGUGAUGAUGGUUAGUAUUUGAUCAUUUGGGAUGAAGGUUCAAAAGAAAUUCAAAUUAGAAAAUAUAAUGAAAUAUGA
Molecule: messenger RNA, 1020 nt
Organism: Paramecium pentaurelia
Lineage: Eukaryota; Ciliophora; Oligohymenophorea; Peniculida; Parameciidae
Source: the annotation of a GenBank genome assembly